CCAUCACGCCGGGUUCAUGCAGAAUCCCCGGGGAAAUAACAUCGGACCAGAAACAAAGUCUCAUCCCUCAUCUGAGAAUCGCUCAAUUGGAGCUACUUGGCCGAACAAAAAUCUUUCUAACGGCUUAUUGGGGCGGAACAAGCGCGGAUUUUUCCUAAAUAUUAACCGUUGUGAUCGAUGGAUCACGACCGAGUUCACAAUAGUAGCCUGGCUGCUCGGACAUCGAGAUGCGUGCAGAUAUUUCUCUGUUGCAAUCCGGAAGAAACCGAAGUGGAACGGAAGGCACUGAGGGAAAAGGUGUAUCCAAAGCUACGAGAAUAUUGCAGACACAAGUAUGGACUGGAGUUCCAGGUAAUUGAUGCAUACAUGGGCGUGGAUCCUGAUGAUGUCCACGAUUUUGAUGUCCAGAAGCUCCGGAUGAAGUUGUUGGACGAUUGUUUAAAGUUUUCCACUGGGCCGUGUUUUGUGGCAUUAAUAGGAGAACAAUAUGGAAGUACCGGAAUACCAGAAGAAAUUGAAGCCAAUGAGUUUGAGAUGAUUCUCUGCAGAUCGCAAAAUGAAGGCCUUAACACCACGGUACUGGAGAAAUGGUAUCAUCGAGAUGAGAAUUCUGUUCCAGCUGCCUACCGCCUGAAAUCUAAAACUGAUGUCCUUCCUAACUACUGUAGCAAGACUGAGAGAAGAGCACGGGAAGCAGCUCGUGAAGUGUGGCGCGACAACUUCACAGAAAUGAAGAUGAUAUUUGCUACCAUAAUUAAGAAGUGUCUUAAAGAGGAAACAAUAAAACCAGAUCAAGCUCAAAAAUACUUCAUCUCAGCUCUUGAAGCUGAGUUGCAGCAUGCUGUGAUAAAUCAGCCCACCAACAUUCUACAAAACUGCAUUUGCUAUAUUUGCAAAAUUCCACACCUCACUCGUCACCUGAAGAAACUCCUUGAAAACCAGAAGGAACUGCAGGACUCCGAAAGACAGAUGCCUCAGGAUGCCCAGGAGCACGGCAAGCUCCUGAGACUGCGUGAUAAGAUUCUCCCAUCAUUGGCCACCGUCUCAGGUUUACGUGUUUACACUUCAAUGUUGCUGGGCAACUACAAGCAGGAUCACAUUGGGCAGAUGAAACAGGAAUACAUCGAGGGGCUUUGUCGGCAGUUCUAUACUGAUAUUGUUAUGCUCAUUGACAGCAGCAACAUCAACACACAAAAACCUGCAGAUAAUGUUGAUGGUGUGGUAGAGGAAAUGAUGAAGCAUGCAGCCUUAUGCAAUUUAUAUGCAACCCUUUCUGACUUUGAAUGGAAAGAAAAGGAUCAAAUUAGAGAAUACAUUGUUGGGAAACAAAUGAACAGCCCCUUCAUCAUUGUGGGAGGGCCUUGCACUGGAAAGACCGUUCUUUUGGCAACCUGUGCCAAACAGAUUUGUUCGUGGCUGAAUAAUUGUGAACCUAUUAUAGUCAGUCGCUUCCUCUCUACAGGCCGCAAGGUCUGCUUUCGGACUGUCCUGAGUGGAAUCUGUCAUCAAAUAGCAAAGACCUACCACAGACCUACACCAAGGUACUCUGACAACACUGAAGAAUUAAUGAACUGUUUUGUAACCCUUUUAGAGUUGUCAUCUGAACAGCAUCCGUUGAUAGUAAUGAUAGACGGUGUUGAUCAGGUCUCUGAAGCUGAUAAUGCCAGAACAGUUUGGUGGCUUCCAAAGAAUCUGCCAGCCUUUACCCGGUUAAUUAUUUCCACUACAAUAAAGACGUAUGGAAUUGCACAAGCAAGCAAAUUGUUGCACCCAAAUGAGGCAUAUUUUCUUGAGUUAAAGCCAAGAGAGAGGAAGGAAUGCAACAAAAUUCUCACACAACACCUACUGUACUCCAAUAGAAGAAUUACAUCAGGGCAGCAGAUAUUUGUGAAUAUGGCUCUGGGGCAGUGUACUCUUCCACUUUUUGUUAAGUUACUUUAUAAUGAAGUGCUUUCUUGGACAUCUCAUGAUGAUAUUAAUGACCAAACUUUAGGAAUAACCAUUCAUGACAAUAUUGAGCGACUACUUAAACGACUUGAGAAGAAACAUGGGGAGGGUCUCGUUUCCAGAGCUCUGGGUUAUAUCACACUGGCAAAUUCAGGACUCGUUGAGGCUGAACUGCUGGACAUAUUGUCACUUGACAACUAUGUGAUAGAACGCUUUUUACCUCAAAAUGAUUUGCCAGCUUCAGUGAGAGUACCAUAUUAUGCAUUAGCAAGACUACAAGAGGACCUGAGAGGGUUUUUAGUGGGAAAGUCACAGAAUGGAGUAAAAUUGCUUGUCUGGGCAAACAGACACUUUCCACUAGUUAUUAACAGGUAUUACCUCCAGAACCUGGAGACUGUGCAACAAAUGCACAAUGUCAUGGCAGAAUAUUUUAAUGGCCGAUGGUCUGGAGGAAGGGGGAAGCCAUUUCCUAUCACUAUGUUGCAGCAGGGCCCAGUGAAGGAUCAACAGGAGCAUAAGGGGAUUUCUGAACACAGGUCUUUGAUGGGAAAAUAUGUUGAUAGGCAGCAACCUUCACAACCAUGGCUUUUUCAAGUUCAGUCUUCUUCGGAAGGCCAUUCUCUAGUCUUCCCAAAUAAUAGAAAAGUUGAAGAACUGGCUUAUCAUUUGAGAAGAAUUGGAAGGCUGGAAGAAUUAUAUUUUAAAGUGUUUUCUUCAUUCACAUCCCAACAUGCAAUGAUUAAAGCUGGCCACUUGGUUCAACUAAUAACUGAGCUGGAAGAGAAUAAUCAGACAUUAAAUCAAAGGGGUCUUAGAUUUUUGGCAACCAUUUUGAAGAGUGCAUAUUGUUUACUGCAAAAAUCCCCUGAUCAAUUUUCAAUGGUUAUUCAGUUGAGACUUCUGCCAUUUGUAGGAACAUUCCCACAAAUGUUCAAUUUUCUGAUGCAAGCCUAUAAAGAAGGGCUCCAGCACUGUGUUAUUGUUGUGCUACACAGUCCAGUGAUUACUGUGCCCAGACUGCUUACCGCGUUGUGCACCUCUGACUUUUCUGCAGCCACUGAUAUCAUAGAAAUUCAGUCACAGAAUCUGGUUCUUGUGACAGUGGAAAGUGGUUCUGUAUAUGCUUGGAACCCAGAGUUUCAAAAACCUUGGGAACAAAUAAAUACAAAUGGUGUUGGAGUUACAGGAGCCAGAAUAACAGAUGGUGACCAAUUCCUUGUAUUAGCAACUGGACACAGCACUAUAUUAGUGUAUGACUUUUCCAAGCGAUCCCUCCUUUAUGAGGCUGAAGUGAGAAGAACAUUUGAUAGAGUCAACGCAAAGAUUCUUCAGUCAAUCAGCGGCUUUGCUUUGUGCAGUACAAACGUGGUGGUGUGGUUUGUUAAUAGCACAGUAGUGAGGGUCUUUGAUCUUAAUUCUCACCACACAAUCAGGCAGUUGAAUUGCCAACAUGAGGUUCAGUGUAUUUCUUUUUCUACUGAUGGAACAUAUGUACUGUGUGGACAAUUGCAAAGUACAGUCACGAUAUUUAAUAUUCACACUGGUUGCCAGAUAGCCACGGUUGCUUGUGAAUUCCAUGAAGCCCCUGUUUAUUCCAUUUUCCUGUCUGCCUCCAACAGAGAAAUGUAUGUUGUAGACAAGGUUGGAAAUAAAUUUAUUUGGGACACAGAAAAGCUAACCCAGCCAAGUCUUCAGGAAAGUAUUAUGUGUCCAGAUGAUGUAGAUGAACUUCUUAAUGUUGAAUUUUCUUCCAACUCCCUCCUAUUGUGUAAGAUGUCUUGUAUUGAACUCUGUGACACACUGAAUUGGAAUAUGUCAGACAUGUUCAAACCUCCAAAAAAUGAAUAUUUCAUCCAAGCUAUAUUGUCACAAGAUUGUUGUUGUAUUAUAGCUGCAAUCAGUGGUUCUGAGGCAUUAUUUGUGUGGAAGAGAGAGACAGGGCAGUGUGUUCUAAUACUUGAGAACAGGUUUGGUACACCACUGAGAUUAUCUAAGUGCUUUUCGCAGAAGUCUUUAGUAUCAUUCACUUCAAAGGGAUAUCUCAUAUCCUGGGACUUAGAUUGCAUAGAAAGAGUUUCAGGUCUAGCAAAGGCAGAAAAGACCAUAAAAACAAUUCUUUCGAAGCAAGGGAAGUAUUUUUAUACUUCUGAUGGUACCAACAUUAUACUCAAAUGGAGUCUGGCUUUCUGUCAAAUAGAGGCUACCUUUGCACAUGCUGAUCUCGUCAAAAACUCUGCUCUCACAAGAACAGGGGCCACUCUGAUAACCACAGAUGUGAGCGGUGAUCUUUAUGUCUGGGACACAAAAACUGGUCAAAACCUACACCGGAUCAGAUACAAUAUUGUGACACAAUUAUUGGUAACACCAAAUGAUCACUUUGUGGUGUCGCUUUGUGAGGACUGCAUUUCUAAGGUCUGGAAUCUGUCCAAUGGGCAUGUUGUCUGCAAUAUUCCCAUACUUCUAAAGAAAGCAAUAAUAAUGCCAGAAAGUACGUUCAUUUUGGGUCUUCAUCAACAUCGCCUCCUUGCUGUCAGCCUAUGGUCAGGUGGCACAGUCAAGCGAUUUGAAUGUGCUGACAAAUCUCACAUUAUUGCCUUUCAAACACUGAAAGAUUAUCCAGACUACGUCUUGCUAAUUACAUCUUCUGGAAACAUGUUUACCUGGAACGUUGCGGAAGAAACUUUUUACCAACAGGUCCAGCUCCCUUUCAAAUUGUCUGCCCAACUGGAUGACUUUCAGGUGUCUGAUAAUGGGAGCAUUGCAAUUUUGUCAGUUAUUGAUGAGAGUAUCAACGUCUUGGACAUUCUACAUGGAAAAUUGUGUGUCAUUGGUACCGAGGGAACUAUCUUUAAUCAGCAAUUGACAAGAGAUGGUCAAUAUGUUGUUUACAUGGAUUACAGAGAUUCCUGUACUUGUGACUUUCAUUCAAGUCCAACGCUUAAUAUAGUUCGAAUAACAGAUGGGAAAAAUAUUGGGUGCUGCUACUUGUGCAAAAUCCCCUCCAGUAUUCUUGUCUGUGAAUGUGAUUUAAAUAUCUUGGUGGGUUUUGAAGAUGGGAGUGUGGGAAUUUAUGCAGUUGCUGACUAUCCUAAUGCUGAGAGCAAACUUAAAGGCCAUCUGACUGAGGUGACCAAAGGUGAAUAUAUUUUUAAAAAGAAAGAUUGGUUGUUUAAAGACUUAUCUGAUGCUGUUUGGGUAGAUUCACUCAAUGAAUAUUCACAGUAACUUAUUUGCGUAUCUUGGUGUUCCAUAAAUACGAGCAGACAAUACCAAUCCCCUAGUCUUUUACAUUUUUGGACAACACACAAAGGACAAAGGACAUUUAUUGUCACAUACACCAAUUGGUGCAGUGAAAUUUGAGUUACCAUGCAGCACACAAAUAAGAUAAACACAACACUAUAGAAUUUAACAUUAAACAUAAAAACAUCCCCCCACAGCAGAAUCAGCGUUUCCCGCUGUGAGGGAAGACAACAAAUUUCAGUCCUCUCCUCUUGUUCACCCGUGGUCGGGGUCUAUUGAGGCCUCUGCAGUCGCCGCGACGGCGGCCCGAUGUUUCAGGCC
Molecule: messenger RNA, 5508 nt
Organism: Amblyraja radiata (thorny skate)
Lineage: Eukaryota; Metazoa; Chordata; Chondrichthyes; Rajiformes; Rajidae
Product: NACHT and WD repeat domain-containing protein 2
Exons: 7
Coding region: 178-5172 (1664 amino acids)
Molecular function (GO): protein binding
Source: RefSeq, a predicted model, not a curated record